CUAGAUACACCCCAUCACCAUGGCCAAGUUCCAAGUUAUCCUCGUGGUUGCUAUCCUCAGCCUGCUGGCCCUUUCCGAGGCCCAGCAGCAGCGCUACUCGCAGCGGUUGAGCCGCGGACGCUCGCGGUACUCCGCUCGCCAGGAACUGGCUCCUGCGGACGGAGGUGUUCCGGAUGCCGUGACCCCCUACCCCUCGGCCGACGAACUGAAGCCGGAAGUGCCCUUCGACGAGGCCGCCGCCCCCUCGGCCGCCGAGCCCGUCCCGGAUGCCGUCUACGGACCGCCCGACGCCGCGCCCAACGCCGUUCCCGACGAGGUCUACGGCCCCCCGGACGCGACCGGAAACGAUCUGCCCGCCGCCGCCGACAUUCCGGCGGAGCAGCAGGCCCGUUUGGUGGCUGCCAGGCGGGCGGCCAACUACCGCAGAGCCGCCCAGCCCGUGGCCUACCGUCGUGUGGCUUCCGCUGCAGCUCGCCCGGCCAAGUUGAGGGCUGUCCGCUCCAACGUGCGACGAGUCUAGGUGGAUUCCAGGGACAACUCAAAACAAAAACCCAUGACGAUCCAAACGAGCCACGAUGACGACAAAGAAACACAUGCUCACACUUUUUCCCACCACCCACACAAAGACAUACACAAAAGAACCCUACUCGAUUAAAUAAUCAAAUGCAAAUAAAUAAAGUUUUGAG
Messenger RNA from Drosophila ficusphila, 686 nucleotides. RefSeq lists its product as uncharacterized. NCBI's taxonomy places the organism in Eukaryota, Metazoa, Arthropoda, Insecta, Diptera, Drosophilidae. The record is from RefSeq and is a predicted model, not a curated record. The coding region runs from base 20 to 520 and encodes 166 amino acids. The transcript has 2 exons.